GCGAGGGUCGCUGGCCUGACUCCUGGCAGGCGCGAGGCUGGGUGGCCCAGGCGGCUGUCGAGUACCCCGACGGUGGAGACGAGGACCUCGGAGGGGCGGAGGCCGUCGCGCCCGCGCCCGUGGAGGACGGGGCCGCGCUGAUCGCCCCGUUGGCGGUGGCUCUGGGCAAAUGCUACUGCAGCACGUGCUACACAGCAGGCGGCCUUGAGCGGUGCCGGUUCGCGGUGCGGGCGCUGCGGGUCUCCAGCGCAGAGCCGCCGCUGCGCUUCGCGAAGGCCGAGUUCCUCUUCAGCGGUGACGGCCACUGGGACUGGGUGGCCAGCCACUUUGGGCAGCCGAGCGCGGUGACAGAGCGCCCGCUCAUCCACGGCACCGAGCUGAUCCACGUGGCGGACGGGGAGGAGCUUGGCUUCACGGACCUGCGGGCGCUGUUCGUCGAGUGCCAGGAGGCGAACCCAGAGGCGGCCUGGCCAGCAGCAUGCCUCGGGCCGCUGGUCGGCGCCGCCCCCCCCGCGAGGCCCGCUGCGGUGGCCAAAGCGACGGGUCGCCCGCCAGCCGCAGCAGGUCCUCCCUGGGCCCCGCCUGGCGCUGCCCCCUUCGACGGCUUCCGCUGCGUAGGAGGCUCGUCGCGCGGCCCUGGCUUAGAGCGGGCCGCAGACGGGGAGGCAGCUGCCGCGGGCGGCCUGGAAGGCAAGCUCGCAGGGGCUCGCGUGCGCCUCGAUGAGGGGAAGCGGGCUGCUGGAGACUUGGACCUGGACGGCUCCCCCCUCGGCGCAGAGGCGGCUGGCGAGGGGCCUGCGAAGAAGCGGUCGCUCGGGGACCUGCUGGUCGAGCGCGCCGCGAAGCUCAAGAGGGCCGCCUCGGACGCGGGCCCCCGAGGGUCAGGGGACCCUGUGCCCGAGCGGGCGCCGCCAGGAGCGGGUCUGAGCGGCGGCAUGGCGGAGCUGGCGCGGGCGCUCGUGAUGGCCAUCCGCGAGGGCAAGGAGGCUCCCCCUGGCGACAUCGGCGGGGGCGGCCUCGGCUCCUUGGACCCCGCGGCUGUGCCGCGCGACCUGGCCGCGGGGAGGGGGGAGGCGGCCGUCGACGCGACGGGCCCGAUCGCGCUGCGGUACCUCCUCACGAUUUACCUGCCGCAGGGUCCGGCGAAGGAGAUCGGCGUGCAGACGCACCGCGAGCUCCGCACCCUCGCGGAGGCGGCGGCGAAGUGGUUGGAGCAGAUCCCGCCGCGCGACGAGCCCACGGCCAUCUGGGGCGAGGACGAGGAGCCCAUUCGCAGCAUCCAGCUCGGCGAGAUGAGGCUGGACGAACUCUCCGCGCGCCUGGCCUCCGCCAAGACGUCGGCCCCACCGCCGUGGAAGAUGCCCUUCGCGGAGAUGCGGAAGGAGUUCCUGAAGCAGUCGGGGGAGACGAACACCCAGCACCGCCUGCGAGCCUUCAGAGGCGUCGCGGAGCCCCCGCUGGCCACUGCGCUGCAGUGCUGGUCCGACGAGCUCUCCCUCGGCUUCGGCAAGAACGUCGUCGCGGUCGACUUGGCGGCGCAGCUGGCGGCAGCGGAGGUGGACCGCUGGCUGGCCCACAGCACCUUGCCCAAGGCACGCAGGUGCCGCCGCCGCGCCGUGGCGCGGGAGGUCAGCGAGCAGGCGUGGCUGCACCUCAGCGCGGUGGUGCUCGACUGCGCGUUCUGCGGCCGCGCGCAGGAAGGCUGGCGCCACAGGCCGACCCUGUCGAAAGCGCAGACGCGGGUCUACGUGCACUUGAAGAGCCGAGUGGCGGCCCUGGCGGAGGACCCGCUCGCCAUGGGCGUGGUCCUUGCGAUCGACGAGCUGGCGGGCGGCUGCGGAUCAGCGUGCGAGGGCGAGACGGGCGUGAAGGCCCUUCCCUGCCGGCUCUACGAGCUGGCCCCUGGCCUGCCCGCGCGGGAGUGCGCUGCCACGCUCGACGCGAUCGACCUCGUUGACGACGAGGUCGGCGCUUGGCUGCGCCGCCCCGAGCUGGCGCUCCUCGACCAGUCCGACUGGCCCGACCCGCUGCCGCGGGCCCGCGUGAGCGUGGAGACGGAGGCGGACUGGGAGGAGCUGGCGUUGCACUUCGUGUCGCUCAGCAUCUUCACCACGCUCGCGGAGAGCGAGCUGGUCCGCGUGAGGGGCGAGCCCGAGCUGAACGGCCUGUUCGCGGUGGAGAAGAAGGGCACCCCAGCGCUUGGCGCCACGCGGGUCACCAGGCUCGCCCCCAGCAUGGUGCCAGGCGACUCGCUCCUGAAGGCCCACGUGGGCGAGGCGGCGCUGCUUGCGGCCUCGACGUCUUGGACGUCGGUCGUGAUCCCCGAGGGGAAGCUGCUGCUGUGGUCGGGCGACGACCAGAAGGGGGCCUCCUUCGUGUGGCGGGCCCCGCCCGCGUGGCACCCCUAUAUGGCCGUGGGGCGGCCGCUCGCGGGCAAGCUGUUUGGCCGCUCGGAGCCCGUCGCCUACGUGACCUCGGCUGUCAUCGCCAUGGGCUGGUCGCUCGCGGUGCCCGCUUUCCAGCACAUUCACCGACGGCUGUGGCGCCUGGCGCCGCCCCUCGGGGCGGGGCUUCCCUCGGGCAGGGAGUGGCGCAAGGAUUGCGCGCGGCCCCUGGUCGAGGCAGGCAGCGGCCAGGGCGCUGGCUGGCGGCAGGUCUACAUCGACGACUUCGAUGCGCCGGAGAUCGUCGAGGAGGUGUUGGCCCGCAAUCUCGCGGGGGCCCCGAGCGACCUCCAGCUGCAGGUCUACGCCAGCUACGAGAGGGCGAGCGCCUCCUUCUCGGCCAAGAAGGCGCACUGCAGGCAGCUGAAGGUCGAGCGCAUGGGCGCGGACGUCGACGGCGUCAGCGGGCGCCUCGCGGUCCCCGCCUCCAAGGCGCUGACCACUGCGGGCGUCUGCUUGGCCGCGGUGCAGCGGCGCCUGGCCCCGCGGCGCGUUGGCAUGGCGGCCCUCGGCGAGCUCGCGAGGGCCUUCGAGUUCAGGCGGCCACUCUUCGGGGUCCUGAACUCCGUCUGGACGCUGGCUGCGUCCUCAGCGCAGGAGGCUUACCUGGACGCGGAGAUGGUGGAGGAGCUCCCCAUGGGCGUGAUGGUCCUGCCGCUGGCCGCCUCCUCGCUGCGGGCGCGCAUCGACGGCAUGGUCACGUCCUUGGACGCGUCGGAGAUGGGCGGCGGCGUGUGCACGUCAGCCGGCCUGCGCGAGGAUGUCGCCGCCGCCUUGCAGGUGCCGAGGACGGUCCUCGACCAGCUGGGGAUAGGGGCCAGGCUCCUCAACAUGCCCGAGGACCCCGCCCGACCGUGGGCGGCAGCCAACCCGCGAGUCCCCGCCAGGGCAGUCCGCAGGAUGUUGUCGGUGCUGCUCAUCGGCCUGUUCGACGGCAUCGGAGGCCUCGCCGUCGCCUUCUCGAGGCUGCCCCUCCGCAUCGCGGCCUACGUCGCGGCCGAGACGGACGCCAAGGCGAGGCGCGUUGUCAGGCUCCGCUGGCUAGGUGUCAUCGACUGGGGCGACGUCACCCGCGUGGGCAGCGAGACGGUGCGGGACCUGUUCGAGGCGUUCGGCGACCUCGUCGACCUCGCGGCGGACCUGUCGCGCCUCAACGUCGGCGGGCGCGGCCUCAGCGGCAGGAAGUUCUCGCUGUUCCACGAGGUGCCGCGUAUUCUGGCUCUCCUCGCCGCCGUCUUCAAGGACAGACUCGUUUGGUUCGUGGAGAACGCGGCCAGCAUGCCCGACGUCAACGUGGAGCUGAUCUCGGAGGCGCUGCAGGCGAGACCGACGCUGGUGUGCUCGUCGGUGUUCGUGCCGUGCUGCAGGCCGCGCCUGUUCUGGACGAGCUGGGGCGUCUCCGCAUCGGCGCCUCUUCGGCUGACCGAACCCGGGGUCUACAACGAGCUGGUGGGCCCUGGCGUCCUGCUCAUGGACCUCGCGUGGGAGGACGAGGGCCGCUCUUGGCCAGGGAGACCGAGGUGCACCUCCCUAGCCACCAAGGGCUCGCACCCUCAGGACGCCUCCGACGCCAGGGCCUUCCUCCUCGGCAACAGCCUCAGUAUUCACGUCGUGGCAUGGUUGUGCCAGCAAUUCCAGCACCGCCGCGGCGCGCUGAACAGGGAGCUGUCUUUGGAAGAGGGCCAGGCGGCGGCCUUCGUCACGGAGCCAGGGGAGCCGGACGCUGCGGAGGCGAGGCAGCCGGUCCUGCACUACCUCAGCCGCGCGGAGGAGGGCGAGUCGGACGUCAGGCUGGACUACGGCGCCCCCUGCCGCCCGCGAGGUUGGCCAAGGACGAGCCUGAACCCGUUCGUGUGGAAGUGGCGCGUGGUGAUCAGCAUGGUCGGGAAGCGCGGGGGCAGGUUCUUGCACCUCGUCGACAGCCAGGUGGUCGCGGCCAUCGUGACAAGGGGCCGCAGCAGCAGCAGGAAGCCCCAGCCCAUCUUGACGCGCUGGAUGGCCGUCGUCGUGGCGGCCGACAUGUACCCACUGAUCGGCUACGUGGUCUCGUCGUGGCUCGAAGCCCAGGAGGCGAGGGCGACCCGUGCCGCGCGCGCGGCCGCUCACCGCAGGCCCGUGCCCGCGAGGCGCCGCGGGACGGACCCCGAGUACGCCGACGCCCUCGUCGCGGAGUACCUCGAGGGCCUGUGGGCCUUUGGUGCGGGCGUCGCGGCCGCCAGCAACACUCUGGCAGAGGUGUGCUUCGCGGCGCCUCGCCUAAGGCGACACCUCGACCUGAGCUGGACUCCCCUCAAAACAUGGAGGCAGCAUGAGCCAGCGUCCAGGGUGCUGCUGCUCGCGACCCAGGCCGUCGCAGCCAUGACGGGGUUCGCUUGCGCGGCAGGCGCUUUCGACGUGGCCGCCCUCCUUCUCGUCGACCUUGAGGGCAUGCUCCAAGGCGCGGAGGUGUUUGCCCUGACGGUGGGCGACAUCGUCUACCGCAGCGAGCUCUUCGUGGUCCAGAUCAGCUCGUCCAAGACCACGGCUGGCAGGAACUGCGCAGAGGCAGUCGUCGUCCGCAGCCAGAUGGCCGUGGCGCUCCUGCAGAUUGCGGUCCGCAACCUUGGUGCAGGUGCGCGGCUCUCCACCGCACGCCUGUGCAUCAAAGGCGCGGUGGCCGGCUCAGUGCACGCCCAGCCCGGAGCGAGGCAGCCCGCGCCGUUGCGCGAGGACUGCGGCUCCUGCAGCUGGCCACUGUAA
Messenger RNA from Prorocentrum cordatum, 5183 nucleotides. NCBI's taxonomy places the organism in Eukaryota, Dinophyceae, Prorocentrales, Prorocentraceae. The record is from the annotation of a GenBank genome assembly.